GCUAGGGCCAAACAAACUGACUUCAUGUUCUUCAAAUCCGUGGUCACUGACGCCGAAACACCAGAAUAUCAUGGCUACAACACCAGAAUCUCACGGGAGCAAGGGCACUCGGUAGGUCCGGCUACCAAAGCUAUAUACCUACCUCUACUUGACAUGACUCCUGCAGAACCAGACACGAUGUACACUGCCAUGGUAGAAGCUCAGCGGCUCACUAACCAUACAGGUCAAGUCUACACGAUCUUCACUAACGACCAGCAGCUCUAUCGUGUAGUUGUGCAUGUGACAUGGGUCUAUCAACACCAAUUCCAGAACUUCAUUCCGAGGUUAGGCGGCAUGCACACACUUAUGAAUUUCGUGGGAGCAGUUGGCGUCUUGAUGGCAGACACAGGCUUGGAGACUAUUCUACAAGUAGAUUUCGGUGGUGUGGCUAGCAUGCUAUCAGGGAAGAAAUAUCCACAGAACAUCAGAGCCCUCCGUCUUCUGACUGAAGAACUUCUACGCGGAACAAUAGUGCAUAUGAACUCACAUGACAGCCUGAUGAAGGUACUUGACAACAAGUCACAAGAGAGCCGAACAACAAAACUUUGGGUAGAAAAUCUCAUCAAACCAGUGAUGCUGAUGAUGAUGUUUGUCAGGGCGGAAAGGGAAGCAGACUGGCCACUCCACCUGUUCUGUGUGAAGGAGAUGCUGCCUUACUUCUUUGGAGAUGGACAUUUCAACUACGCGAGGUACUGCUUGUAUUACCUGCGCUCGAUGGAAAAACUGUCCGGUCCAGUACUCCAGGAUUUCCUCCAAGGCAAGCACGUGACGAGACACCAGCCUGGCUUAUGGAAUGCUAUUUGGACGGACAUGUUCAUCGAGUCGACCUUUAUGCGUUUCGGCCACAGUCCAGGUGGUAUCAUCGGCAUCACCUUGAAACCUUCAACUCUAAAGAGAUGGGCACUCAGUCUCCAUGUUUGCAGCCACAUUGUACAAGAUGUCUCAGAGAUGGGAAAUGAGAAUCAUCAGGUACCAGUUACAGUGCACAAGGAAGAGAUGCCAGCCCGAAAGAAAACAGAUGCUGCUGACAGAGAGAAGCUUCGUGAGACAUUGAUCACGUGCAUUGAUCCUCUGAAUCCAGAUGUUUCUUUCAUCCCUACGACUUGUUAA
Molecule: messenger RNA, 1149 nt
Organism: Macrobrachium nipponense
Lineage: Eukaryota; Metazoa; Arthropoda; Malacostraca; Decapoda; Palaemonidae
Exons: 2
Coding region: 25-1149 (374 amino acids)
Source: RefSeq, a predicted model, not a curated record